Vanrija pseudolonga is the source of this 957-nucleotide messenger RNA. RefSeq lists its product as uncharacterized. The record is from RefSeq and is a predicted model, not a curated record. Lineage: Eukaryota; Fungi; Basidiomycota; Tremellomycetes; Trichosporonales; Trichosporonaceae. The coding region runs from base 1 to 957 and encodes 318 amino acids. The transcript is spliced from 2 exons.
AUGCUCGACCGCACGGCAUUCCCGCACAUCUUCGACCUCGUCCUGCGGCACGCGCCGACGCCGUCGCUGAUCCGCCUGCGCCUCGUCUCGCGCGAGCGCCCGACGCGGUGGUGGGACUGCGCUGAGGAGCCGGACGCCGAGCAGGAGGCGGAGCUCGCCGUCGUCGCGACCCAGCUAGCGCGCACGCGCGUGCUCGACGUCGCUGGCGCCGUGCCCGUGUCGUUUACGCGCUGGUUCCACCGCCUCAUCGGGCCGCGGGGCACCUUCAAGACGAACCGCAUCACGCGCGUCUUCAACCACAAUGACCUCACCGACGACCCGGACACCUGGCCCGCCCGACCGACACCAGACCCCCUCUCCGACGUCCUCGUGAGGUAUUCCUCGCCCGUUGCCCACACCAUCCGCCGCGGCCUGGGCGGCCUGUCGUCCCUUUCUAGAGUUUCUAGAGAUGGCCACCACAAGGUGGUGCACCACGUCAGACUGCGCGACAUCAAGCUCGGCCAAGGCGCCUACAUGGCUCGUGACACCGCCUUAUUCGGGGCAUCCGCGUACUACGUCGUGUUUGAGGAGGACCUGGGCGCUGGCGAGGUGCAGGAGCUGCUCGAGGAAGGCAACAUUUCGAAACAGCUGGUUACGUUCACCGUAGGACUGGCACGCCGCGUCCGUUGCGGCAAAUCCGUCGUGCUUGUUGGCUUGACUAGCACGCAGAGGAGGCCUCAUAAGGCGCCCAGAGUCACGACGAAACACUCCCCUGGCGAGCUCCUCGCCGGAUACAUAAUGGAGAAGCUUUGCUCGCUGUUACGAGAUGGCCCGGACAAGAUACACAGCCGCGUCCAGUUCACCAGCCAUGCCGAGUUCUGCAGCCUCUUCAGCGAGGACGACCGGCGGAUCAUCAUGGCCCCACGCCCGCCAGCUGCCGAUCCGGAAACACCCGCCCCCGCCCCCGCCUCGCCCUAG